This is a messenger RNA of Agelaius phoeniceus (red-winged blackbird), 1001 nucleotides long. It is a transcript of the gene LYSMD1, whose product is annotated as LysM domain containing 1. NCBI's taxonomy places the organism in Eukaryota, Metazoa, Chordata, Aves, Passeriformes, Icteridae. The record is from RefSeq and is a predicted model, not a curated record.
CCGGGGCCGAGCGCUCCUCGUGAGCGGCGGGGCCGGGCCGGGAGCCCCGGGCGGGAGCCCCGGGCCGGGAGCCCCGGGCGGGCCAUGGCGGGGAGCGGCGGAGCCGGGGCGGCCCCGCGGGAGCACCGCCUGCAGCCCGGGGACACCCUGCAGGGGCUGGCGCUGCGCUACGGGGUGACGAUGGAGCAGAUCCAGCGCGCCAACCGCCUCUACUCCUCGGACAGCAUCUUCCUGAGAGCCACGCUGCUCAUCCCGGGACAGCGCGACAGCCCCGGGGACACCGGCGGGGACAUUCCCGGGGACAUUCCCGGGGACACCGGCGGGGACAGCCCCGGGGACAGCCCCGGGGACACCCCCGGCCCCUCCCGGCGCGACCUCUCGGCCUCGGAUUUCCUGCGGCGCUUGGACGCCGAGAUCGGGCGCUGCAAGGAGGCGGCGGCGCAGCGGCUGCAGGGCCCGAGCUCCAGCCCCGGGCCGGGCGGGGGCGGCCCUGGCCCCGUGUCCCCUCGGGGGGCCCGGCUGGGACCCCGACCCCUCACCAGGACCCCGCGGGCGGCCGCGCUCAGGGACAGCGAGGACGAGAUCUUCACCUUGUGACAGCUCUGGGGACACUGGGGACACUGGAAUGGGACACUGGAAUGGGACAUCGGGGACACCCAGGAUGAGAUCUGCACCUUGUGACAGCAGUGGGGACACUGGGGACACCCAGGACGUGACACUGAAGACACCCGGGAUGUGACCCGGGAGGUGCCACCAGAACUGAGCUCGGAGGUGCCACCACAGGUGCCACUGGGAUGUGACACCGGGAUGUGACACCGGGAUGUGCCACCAGCAGGUGUCACCACCGCUCCUCGCUGCCAGGACCCCGAGGGGACACGGGGACUUUGGGGAGGUGUCCUGGUGUCCCCUCCUUGUCCCCGUUUGGGGCUGCAGGGACAGGGAUGGUGACAGUGCCACCUCCCGCUGCCAGCUUGUAAAUAAACCGGAGCAUUGUCACCGGC